Molecule: messenger RNA, 957 nt
Organism: Pelecanus crispus (Dalmatian pelican)
Lineage: Eukaryota; Metazoa; Chordata; Aves; Pelecaniformes; Pelecanidae
Gene: LRRC26
Product: leucine rich repeat containing 26
Cellular component (GO): plasma membrane
Molecular function (GO): protein binding
Source: RefSeq, a predicted model, not a curated record
AUGUCGUGGCUGUAUUUGUCCGGUGCCAGGCAGGGACAGGUGGCUGGGCAAGGCGACAGGCACUAGGGGUCCUGUCGUGGGAAAAUCCUGGCACCGGAGGUUGAGGAGCUCUCACCACCUCGGUGGGCAGCCAUGGGCUGCUGGAGGGGCCCUAGCACCGUACUGGCUUGCCUGCUUCUCCUGCGCCCGCUGCCCUCGCUGGCCUGCCCCGCUGCCUGCCGCUGCUCUGCAGGGGAGGUAGACUGCAGCAAGCACGCCCUCCGCGAGGUGCCGCAGAGCCUGUCAGCCAACACCAGCACCCUGUGGCUCGGCUACAACUUCAUCACCGUGCUGGGACCGCGAUCCUUCCCUCCCCUUCCGGGGCUGCUGCUGCUCAGCUUGCCCCACAACCACCUGGAGCUGAUCCACAGCCAGGCGCUGGUGGGACUGGGGGCUCUGCAGGAGCUGGACCUCAGCAACAACUACCUAACUCUGCUGACCCCUGAAACCUUCCUGCCCCUCACCAGCCUGGCCACGCUUAACCUGGGCAGCAACAGGCUCGGAGAGCUGGAGCCCGGGGUGCUUCGUGCCCUGCCCCAGCUCCAAACCCUCCUCCUGCAGGACAACCCCUGGGUGUGCAGCUGCGGCAUCCUUCCCCUCUGGCGCUGGCUCAGCCACAACAGGGAAAAAGUACGAGAGAAGAAUUUGCUACUGUGCAGAGUCCCAGAGCAGCUGAGCAAGUAUCCAAUCAUGGCCUUUGGGAAUGAGUCCUUCAGGCAAUGCCACAAGACCUCACUGUCCGCCCAGCACUACAUCGCCUUCUUGAUCAUUGGCCCCUUCUCCUUCGUGGCGAGCAUCUUCUUCUGCACCGUCAUGGGUUCCAUCAUAAUUGUUUACCACAACCUGCGCAGGGAAUCCCACUUCUGGAGGAGACCCCGCACCUGUAGGGGCCGCUGGGGCAGGGUGACCAGGCUUUAG